GAUGCUUCCGGAGAGUCUCAAGGAAAAGGAUUGCAAGCCACAGUAGUGGCUGUGGGAUCGGGCGCCAAAGGACAAGGUGGAGAGAUUCAGCCAGUCAGUGUGAAAGUCGGAGACAAAGUCUUCUCCCGGAAUACGGAGGCACCAAAGUAGUCUAGACGACAAGAGAUGGUGACGUUCUUGGAAAGUGUUCCUGCCAACGGAGGAGGCUGGAAGAAGGUGCCAGAUGUACUGGAACUGGAGUUACAGAUGGUUGUGAGCCACCCUGUGGGUGAUGGAACUGAACCCCGGUCCUCUGGAAGAGCAGUCGAACCAUCUCUCCAGCCCCCAUGGGACCCUUUUUGGCAGCAGGAAGAUGAGGAGUUUGGCUUUACUUUGCUUGCAUCCUUUGUUCUUCUGCCAUCGAAGUCAAUCGUGCUCACAGAUCUGACCACUCAGCAUCUGACCCCACAGCAAGCUAUCCGAGACUGCCACUGCACUCUCUUCUCCGUUCCUUCUGCAUUUACCCUAAGGGGUGCCUGGAAACAGGGAGCAUCCAGCAGCAUCUCUCACCCGAGGACCAGCUGUACCUCUGAUUCUGUGCUCCAGCUCAAGGACCGGCAGAAGGCAUGGCACGGGAUGUGGUCUGGCUCCUUUUCCUCCAGCUCGUCUUACGGCCAACUCUGGUGAUAGGCAUCAACAUGCAGACGGCCAUCAAGAACUUCCGCACCUUACACAUUGACUACCCCAUGGUUAAAUACCCGAAGGGUUUCCACGGGUACUGCAACGGCCUCAUGGCCUACGUGAGGGGCAGAUUACAGGACUGGUUCUGCCCUAAGGUCCACUAUGUGGUACACGCCCCCUGGAAAGACAUCCAAAAGUUCUGCAAAUACAGCGAGAGCUUCUGCGAGAACUACAACGAAUAUUGCACCCUCACUCAGGACUCCUUCCCCAUCACAGUCUGCACCCUGGACUCUAAACAGCCACCAACCAGCUGCAGCUACAACAGCACCCUGACCAACCAGAGGCUGUACUUGCUCUGCUCCAGCAAGCACGAUGCUGAGCCAAUAGGUAUCAUUGGCAUCUACUAGGGACGUAGCUCGCAAACCAGUCCCACCUCAUACAGGUCUCUACACGCCACCCCAAAGCCUGUUCCCAAACUCGGAAUCUGGCUGCAUGUCUUCCUGACUUCUGAGGCAGAGCCUCGCCCCCCUUCAGGGUCUUUUCACCUUCUCACCACCCCCACCCCGAGCCUCCCUCUCCCAGUGACAGUAAAACCCACCCAAGAAGCGGACGGUGUCCAGCUGGCAGAGCCUGUCUCUCCACUGGGCCAGAUCCCGACGUCUGGAUGGAGGCCCAGGUCCCAACUCACACCAUAGCAACAGGCACCCAGUUCCAGUAUUUCUCCCUAUCCCUGUUUUUAGUGUCCAUCUCCCACCCUUCCCUUAUAAUUCCUGCCACUCUUCAGCAAAAGGAACCUCCCUACGACCCUGAGACCCUUUUCGCCUCAUAUCCCCCUCUCAGUCCCCAGCCUGCACUUCUCUGUGAUCCCCCCUUCUGUAUACCCCACCCUUCCCCGACCUCCCUCACCGGGGAGCCUCGGGCUGUUUUCCCCUACGCUCAGACCACUCAUAGCCUUGCUGCCUACCUUUCCCCAACCUCUGCCUUCCAUACUUCUCUCAUCGUGGCCCAUCAGCAUCUCAAGUUCUCUUCUCUGUUCUUCCCAAGGUCCCUUAGUCCCCCCUUUCCUCCCUCAUCUCUACCCAACAUUUCCCAGACUCCAGGGUCUGUGCCACUCAGGCGGCAGAUGAUGAGGCCGGCCCCAUUUCCAGUCCUGUAAAGUGGAAGAACCGUGAGGGGAAAAACGGGCAAAAGGUUCGGGAACUCCUUUCUGUACUGACUUCUUGUGAAUCUGUAACCAUUUCCAAAUAAGAAGUUUAAAAACGCAUUCAA
Messenger RNA from Peromyscus californicus insignis, 1929 nucleotides. RefSeq names its product ribonuclease A family member 13 (inactive) (gene Rnase13). The record is from RefSeq and is a predicted model, not a curated record. The coding region runs from base 606 to 1067 and encodes 153 amino acids. The transcript is spliced from 4 exons. Gene Ontology annotation, molecular function: nucleic acid binding. Lineage: Eukaryota; Metazoa; Chordata; Mammalia; Rodentia; Cricetidae.